This is a messenger RNA of Glycine soja, 1782 nucleotides long. Its product is annotated as double-stranded RNA-binding protein 6-like. NCBI's taxonomy places the organism in Eukaryota, Viridiplantae, Streptophyta, Magnoliopsida, Fabales, Fabaceae. Gene Ontology annotation, biological process: rRNA processing; regulation of gene expression. Gene Ontology annotation, cellular component: nucleus. Gene Ontology annotation, molecular function: double-stranded RNA binding; ribonuclease III activity. The record is from RefSeq and is a predicted model, not a curated record. The transcript is spliced from 5 exons. The coding region runs from base 99 to 1478 and encodes 459 amino acids.
UCUAUAAAAGGGGAACAGCACAAUUCUUACCCUUUCAUUUUCCUCUCCCAACACUAGCCAGUGAGAAACUCCUCAUUCUCCUUCUUCUUCUGCUACCCAUGGCUUUGUCUUCUUCUGAGCCUCCUCCACCUUCAGUUCCUGCUCCCGUUCAAUCUAACCCUCCUCCACACUUGAUGUACAAAAAUCGUUUACAAGAGUUUACUUCAAAGUCAGGCAUUAACUUUCCUGUGUAUCAGACCAUUAAUGAGGGACAGGAUCAUAGUCCAAAAUUUAGGUCGACUGUGUGGGUCGCUGAUAUGGGUUACACUUCCCAAUCCACAUUUUCCCAUAAAAAAGCUGCUGAGCAGGAGGCAGCUAGACUUGCUUUGGAAAGUAUCCUUAAGAGGACCAGAGAUGAAGGACUCUCUCUUGUCAAUCAGAUUUCUCCAUUUUCCAAGUCUAUCAUGAAUGAGUACGCUGACAAACUGCAUGUAGAACAACCUACAUACAACACUGAUCAGCAACAGCUAGGAGGGGUGCUUCCUAUCUUUAUAACUUCUUUAGUUUUCAAUGGUACAAGUUACACUGGUGAUCCAGCUAGAACAAAAAAGGAAGCUGAGCAGUCAGCCGCAAAGGCUGCAAUUCUUUCAAUUAUGGGUGAUUCUAGCUCGGGAACUGUGCUUGUUGAGAUUAUUAAGUCAAAGUCUAUAUUUUAUGAUGCAAUCAAAGGAAAGGGACGAUCUCUGUCACAGCCUAGUGCAGUGUUAUCCACAACAAAUGCAGGACAGAUCUCUAUUACACUGGAUCAUAAAGAUACAGAAGUUGCAGCUUGUGUGGCUGAUAAUAAUAAUAAUGAGACUAAAGUUGAAUUUCCUGAGUUUCCUAAGAUGCUUUCCACAUGUCAAGAACUCCAAAUGAUACAUCAAGAAUCUUCCCUUGAAGCCAAUAAUGUCUCUUUGCAGCCGGGUUCAGAACAUUCCAUUGAUAAUGAUUCAACUUCAAAAAAGCGGAAAAAGAACAAGAAGAAGUCUAAUAAGAAGUUACGGUCACAGACUCCGCUGUCACCGAUUACUGGGGUUCCCUUGAACCAAGUCCCUCCACGUACUGGAGUUCUCAUGAACCAAGUUACUCCUUGUUCUACAUUUCUCAUGAACCAAGUUCCUCCUUGUACUGCUGUUCCCAUGAACCAAGUUCCUCCUUGUACUGCAGUUCCCAUGAGCCAACUUUAUGCUCGUACUUCUCUCAUGGACCAAGUCCCUCCUCGUACAGCUCCCAUGAACCAAGUUAUGCCGUGUACUGCAGCUCCCAUGGACCAAGGUCCUCCUCGUACUGCAGCUCCCAUGAACCAAGUUCCACCGUGUAGUGCAUUUCCCAUGAUUCAAGUCGCUCCUUGUACUUCAGCUACUGCAGCUCCGAUGAACCAAGUUCCCCCUGCAGCUCCGAUGAACCAAGUUCCCCCUUGCACUGCAGCUUCCAUGAACAAAGUCCCUCUUUUAUAGGUGGCACAGUAAAAAUGUAAAGUGUGAUGAAAUUCUUGUGUAUGUUGCAAACUCUCAGACUAGAGUUCAUGGAGAGAAAACCGCAGAUCCUUGUUAAAAUUUAGGAAUUGUUGUUAAAAUCCUUCUUUAGUGGCCGUUUUUGUUUAUUAAGCCCGUGUCUUUCAUGUUUUGGGCUUCAAACUUUAUAUCAUGUUAAAAUUGAUCUUCAAAUGUUAUAUCAUGUUACAAUUGAUAUUGUAUGUUUACCUAAUGGUGUCAUACAUUAUUGGUUGGAUUUGAACUUAAAUAAAUGUACUUGUUAAAA